GUGUAUUAAUUAUUCAGUUUUGAUUAAAAUUCAUCAUUGAUACGAUUGAUACCUAUUGAUUGAUAGUAUGCUGAUGAAGCAAAUUUGAAAUCAUAGAUUGAUAACUUCGGUAAAAGAAACUACGGUAGAUUGACAGUAGCGCUCCAAUUGGAAUUCCUCGAAAGCAAAUUUAUUAACGACGGUGCUUUGAUGCUCAAAAUGAGUAUUGUGUACGGUAGCUUGUUUCAAAAAGAUUUGAAUUAACCAUCCAAACUUUAGAACGAUAUUUUCUAAAAUAUAAGUGUUGUGGGUGAACAGUGAUUUUAUAAAAACAUUCGUUAGAAUGGUAUUAUCCGCAAAAACUGGAGAGGAUACACGCAACGGUCGGCGAAGUCGGGGGCCCAGUCCUAAUGGGCAUGCACAAGCUGACUCAAGCGACGAUGAAAAUACUGUGCCAGUCGAUAAAAUACGCGUUGGAAGAGAUUAUCAAGCUGUAUGCCCAGAAAUAAUUCCAGAGCCUCUCAGGAAACCGGAAUUGGUAGCUGAUAGGGCACUCCUGGUUUGGUCUCCAACAACAGAUAUUCCUGAUUCAAAGUUGGAGGACUACAUCACAUUAGCCAAAGAAAAGUAUGGAUACAAUGGAGAACAAGCUUUGGGGAUGCUAUUUUGGCAUAAGCAUGAUCUUGAAAGAGCAGUGUUAGAUUUGGCCAAUUUUACCCCAUUUCCAGAUGAGUGGUCUGUUGAAGACAAGGUACUCUUUGAACAGGCAUUUCAAUUUCAUGGGAAAAGUUUUCAUCGAAUUAGGCAAAUGUUACCAGAUAAAAGUAUUGCCAGUUUGGUAAAAUAUUAUUAUAGUUGGAAAAAAACAAGAUCAAGAACCAGUCUGAUGGACAAACAGGCUCGAAAACUGUCCACUCCGAGGGAAGAUGGUGCCCCUUCUGAGGCUGGCUCAGAAGGUGGCUCCAAUGAAGAAUCUGAUCAUGAAGAAAAGAAGUGGAAUGUUCAUCGCGGUAUACGCCGCUCAAGCGGUUCCCCACCGCGUACCAAAUCUAGCGACGAAAAUGGGAAACAGGGUGAAGGUGGUGCGUGUUCUAACUGCGGAGUCAACUGCACAGUCACUCACACUACCCCAAAGGGCAUUAUGUGUACGUCAUGUUUCCAACAUUGGAGACGUACAGGAACGUUAAGGCCCACAUCAGGGCCAACAGGAGGCAAGCGCGGCACCCCCUUGGGGGUGCGGCACAAGCGCAAGCCCCCUCGUGGCAUGUACAUCAACCACGAUGAUCUGGCAGCAUUCGCAACGGGAAACGCAGGCGCAAUAAUGUUAAAGGCCAUGGACCGAGAAGUGGAGUCACUGCAGCGACAAAUCCAACAGAACAAGCAAGUGGUGAGUUCUUUGAAGCGUAAACACUCUGAUUCGAUUGAGGAUCUACGUCCCAACAACGAUAAUGCCUCCUCCCGCAUAAAUUCUCGUUGGACGAACGAAGAACUACUGCUCGCUGUCCAAGGAGUACGCAAAUACGGUAAGGACUUCAAAAGCAUCGCCGAAGUGCUUGGAAACAAGACGGAGCAUCACGUACGCACUUUUUUCGUCAACUAUCGCAAACGUUACAAUCUCGACAACGUCCUUAAGGACUACGAACGAGAUAACGGGCCGACGUUGAACGAAGACGGAAACACAGGUACGACAGCCGCGAUGGCUACCAACGACGACAAAAUCAUCGAAGUGAUUGACGACGCAAAUGAAAAUGGUGAUGUUAUCUGUGUGUCACCGACGCCGAAGAAAGAGACAACCAAAGGCGCCAAGACGACGCCCCCAGCGCUCGUACAAAACGCCAAAUGAUCAAACGUAAACGUUAAUUUAUUGGUUGGUUCACGACCUGCACUCUAGUGUAAAUAGUCACGUCCAAACGGAAUGCAAGAUUUUAUUAUUUGAUUUAAAUUAAUGCAUACUUUGUUCACCCCUUUGUACAUAAUUUAGAAGAAGAAAUGCAAGACUUGUACUACUGGAUGGAAGUAAUUCGUUUGCUCGUUUGGAAAAUAAAAUUUGAAUUAAAACCCUUCUCUUUAACGAAUUAUUUCCGUCCUAGGCUUACUCCACUAACUUAUUUUUCAGGCUUAGGGGUUGGUCUUAUGGUCCAAUAGAAACUUUGCUUUCAAAAGUGCAAUAAAGUAAUUAAAUUAUCGGUUUAUACUUUGACAUCCCUAAACAGAAAAUUUAAGUUUUGGCGGCAGUUCUAAUUAGUAACAAAUUUUCGUUUCAUUUUGGACUAAUUCUUUUAAAGGGCCAUUUAACCUCUUCAUUAUGACCAUAUCACGUAUCUACUGAUUCUGGUUUGUACGUAGAAAAGGUACGAUAAAAAGAACCACGUCAAUAUUGGUUGCCACGUAUACACAUUUGUUGGAAAUAAAGACAAAUUAAUAUGAUGAAGAUGUGUGUCUUGGAAAUGUAUGUAUGUCUGGAUUAAGGUGACCAUUAUUUAGGGUAUUUUUGAAUUUUGAUCAGUUUAGUUAGGAAUUAUGUGGGCGAUAGUUCAUAAAAACAACAAAAUUAUCUAGAAGCAUGUUCUUCUAGAUGAUCGCUGUCUGAAAAAUCUUGACACUAAAAAUAUUUUAAACAAGGAAGAUCUUAGAUGGUAAACAUUGUAUUCAUUAUUGUAAUGUACAUAAGUAACCGUCAGGGGAGAGUUUGUAAAAGAUAUUAUUGUGUCAACUUGGAAGUGUGCUUAUUCUAAACAGUUCAUAUUAUGGUAAUUUUCUGAUUUUGGUAUUUAAUUUAUGUAAUUUCUAGGAAAAUGCUUUCUUUUCGAUUAAACAUUUAAAUUAGUUCAGAAAAUUAUAUUUUACUCUACUUAUAGAGUGGGAGAACCAAAAUUCGAAUAUACUGUAAAUAAGGGUUACUUUGGUGUGUGACUGAUAGCAGAGAGAGUUAUUAUCUCGUUCCUGCAAAAUGCGACAAUCGGGGAUGUACCGAUUCUCACUACUAUAUUAUUAGAUAAAUAAUAAUAAAUUACCUAAACAAAAACAAUUUUAAUCACUUGUCCGAUUGCAAAAAGGCAUUUCUUGCACACAAAUGUAACAUAAACUCGCAUAAUAAUAAUUUAUUAUUACAAUAAAAAAGUUAAUGAUAACGAUAUGAUAAAUAAUUAUAGUAAUAAUAAUAAUAAUAUAACAAUUCCAUACGAUAUAGUUACGAGUAAAUAAUAUUUUUAAUACAUACGUUGUAAGUGUAGACUAAUUUUGCUGUUUUCUUCAUAAGUAUUUAAGUUUGUGAUGAGUUAAGUGAUAUUGUAACUCAUUUUUCAUUCGCCUUGUAUUCUAUAAUUAGAUUUUUUUUUAGUUUGCAUAAAUGAUGAUGAAAAUAAAUGUGUAACGUUGUAGUGUAUUUAUUUUAGCUAUCGUAGACAUUGUCUUAUAGGGUGUGAAUAUUAAGGAUUAUAAUAAAUUU
This is a messenger RNA of Agrilus planipennis (emerald ash borer), 3427 nucleotides long. Its product is annotated as REST corepressor 1. The record is from RefSeq and is a predicted model, not a curated record. Gene Ontology annotation, molecular function: transcription corepressor activity; sequence-specific DNA binding. Bases 323 to 1822 code for a protein of 499 amino acids. Lineage: Eukaryota; Metazoa; Arthropoda; Insecta; Coleoptera; Buprestidae. Gene Ontology annotation, cellular component: histone deacetylase complex; transcription regulator complex. Gene Ontology annotation, biological process: regulation of transcription by RNA polymerase II; negative regulation of DNA-templated transcription. The transcript is spliced from 8 exons.